Lytechinus variegatus (green sea urchin) is the source of this 7798-nucleotide messenger RNA. RefSeq names its product dynein axonemal-associated protein 1-like. The record is from RefSeq and is a predicted model, not a curated record. The transcript is spliced from 22 exons. Lineage: Eukaryota; Metazoa; Echinodermata; Echinoidea; Temnopleuroida; Toxopneustidae. The coding region runs from base 174 to 5975 and encodes 1933 amino acids. Gene Ontology annotation, cellular component: centrosome.
CAGUGUAUUUAGAACAUCGCUCUCAGAUAUCGAGAUGGCGGUCAAGGCAAGACCGAGGAGGUAGCUCGAGAUGUUUUGAUUCUGUUUCAAGGUGAUUUGGGAAAUUUGAGAUAACUUUCUCAUGCCGACUGUCAACAUUUAAGAGCUUGCUGCCAUCCCUCUAAAGCUAAACCAUGGCUGAGCACAUUCUUGAGGCUCUCUCUAGCAACCAAUCCACAGAAUUAUAUGAUGAAAUCAAACAUCUUCUUGAUAUUGUUGAUAAGGAGAGUAACAAUGAUAGCAAGAUUUCUGCUGCAUUUGAUGAAAAUCUCUUCUCAGAGGUUUCAGAGCUACAACCCAAGAUGGACACAAUAUUUGCAGAUAUUCAAGCUAGCAUUCCUUCCCUUGACUUUGAAGCUUCAAGUGUGAGCUCUGAUGAGGAACUUAGUGUCUUCAAUCGUUCUAUGAAAACACCACAUUCGGACCGAGAUCCGACUGAAGAUACCUUGACACCUGAAGCAUGGCGAAAGGCAUUGGAACCCACUCAGGACCUGGAAGACAUCCCAGUCCAGGCACCCACCUAUGAGUACAUCAAAAUCAGUCAGGAUUCCAGCCCUUACAGAAAUCCUGCUUCCUUCAAAUCAUCCAUGCCAAAGCUUGUUGAGACUGAAACCAGUGGAGAACCAACCAGUCCUAGGGUAUUCAACCGGCGCUUGAUGUCCAUGUCUUCGACAGGAUCUGAUGAUGGGACUGUCCGCUCUCCUCUCCUUGCACAGGAACUUGUUCCUCGAGAUAUGAUUCCAUCCAUCGAUGACUUUGAUGAUGGAGAGGACAUCCUUGGACACUCUGGCAGCAGUUUUGGUAACUCUGAAGGCAGCCUUGGACAAUCCGGAAGUAGCCUUCAGACUGUUAUUUCAUCAGUUGUUGCUGAAAGCUUUGGACUGGAUUUUGAGGAUGACCUUGAGAACUUACCUCAGGACAUUGAUCCAGGUGACAGUAUCAUGGAUGUUGCUCAGGAAUCUGUGCCUGUAGAAACCAUAUUGGCUGAGCUGACCAAAGAUCCAUCAAGAAUUGUAGAUAAUCGAGAGGUGUUCCAGGAGCAAAGCGAAAGUGAUGCCAUAAUUGAAGCCAUGCUUCCUGCAGAAGUUCCCACGUUGGCAAUAGAGAAAGUGGAUUUUAUUGAUCUUGACCUCUUGAUUGAUGCCUUUCCUGAGAGGUCAAAUGUCAUGGAGAGGUCAGGAGGUCAACCAGGAGGGAAAGGAGAUGGAAGUAGCACGGAUAAUACAUGCCUGAUGGACAAGCUAGCCCAGCUUUGUAUUGACCAGUCUGGAGGGAAGAUUAGCAAGGCAGACCUCACUCCAUCACACUCUCAGCAAGGCAGGAAGAAAAAGGGGAAAGGUCUAGCAGCUAAACCACCCAAACCACCUCCUAAAGUGGUCUGGGAAGAGAAGACUAGUCCUAAAAGAUUCAACAACACCAGCACCUCCCCUCCCAAGCCGAGUGAAAGAACCCAAAACAAGUCAGCUUCUACAGGGACCUCUACUGUCAUGGACCAUUCCAUUUUAGAUGUAGGAGAGCCCUCAAAUAUAGCUAGUAAAGGAAAAGUAAUGAAUCUUCAGAGGAGCAAGCAAACAGUCUAUUUGGACUUGAGGCCUAAAAAAGAGGAUGAAGAUGAGCUGUCUAGCAAUGCCCCAUCCAAAGCAGUUCAAAGAAUCUUACAGCUACAUUCUAAACAGAAUGAAGGUAGUUCUAGUGAUGACAGUAGUGAUGAUGAAGAUUCUGCCCUUGGUUGGCAUGAGAAGAGGAGGAAGAUCAUGCAGAAAUUAGGUCAGGUCAAAGGUCAGUCAUCUUUGACCUCUGUAGGAAAUCAAACGGGUGACAAUGAGAGAGCUGCUACCAGAGAUAGAGAACCCAUGAGGAACCUUGUUGCUAAGCAACACAGAGUCAUACAUAUUGUACAUGAUGAAGGAAGGGCAGAAAGCAGCACACAGACAUUACCAGUAGUAAAGCCAAUACCAGUACCAAGGGAAACCUACAACCUUCAACUUCCUCCAACCCCUCCCCAGUCACCCUCUAGCCAGGGUAAUCUUACCCCACAACGUAGGACUAGUCUUGGAGAGGACCAAGGGAACCACAAGGACCAGAUACCAAACAAGAAGGACCAGGAUCGGGACCAUAACAUGGUACUGGCCAGGAAGCUCCGGGAACAGAAGGAAAAAGAACGUCAGGAACAUAUGAAAUUUCAGAAGAAACUUGAGACGUUACGUCUUCAAAUGACUAUGUCAGCAAAGCACAAGGAGAUUGCAAAGGCAACUGAUGUGAUCUUUGAUCUGGAAGCAUCAUACAAACCAGAAUCUAACCUAUUACCCUCGAUCCUGAAGCCGACUCAUGAAACAGCCCUCCUUACUGUCACCAUGACAACGGUCGGAAAUAUUCUCCUCCACAAGAGCUCUGGAAAGCAACCCUUAGAGAAGCUGGAUAGCCAGAUCUCUGGAACAUAUAUAGUCCUUCUCUCUUGGUUCCUUUCCUUGGUUCCUAAGGACCUGGACUACCUAAACGACCCUACUGUUCAGGCUACAUGUGGUGCAAGUGGGAUAGAUAGUACUCCUUUCAGAGUCCUUGGUCUGCAACAGAUAUGGAAAGAUGGAAAACUACAAUUAUUGGUGGCCAUCACACCUCCUUGUAUGGACUCCACAAAGCACUCACCCAUCAAAGCCAAGAAAGGCAAGCUGAGAAACGAGGUGCGUGACAUGACCCCCUUCCAGCAGACUGUCUCCAAGUUCCUUACCAGCAAGAACCUUCAUACCCUGGCCCCAUGGAUGCCCUUUGCCUUCAGGUUUGCUCAGGAGUUCUCAGGUGAACCUUUAGAGUUAAAACCCAUUCCUAUGGAGGCAACACGAGAGGGCGCUACAGACACUGGAACAUAUAUCCCACCAUACCCUCAAGUCAGCAGCAAACCCCUUGCUACUUACGUGUCACUGAGUACUUCUCCUUGCGCAGUAGAAGGUGCUUUCACAUCCACUCCAGGCUUCUUCUGGAGAACAUUGGAUGCAGAGGAAUCGGUAUAUGACCAGUUGACUAACGAUGAAUACAGUAAUAAUGGUGAUAUACAGAACACUUUGACUGUUUUUCAUGAUGCAAUAUAUCACUUUCCGUCCAGACAAGCAGGGGUGUUAUAUCGUCUCCUUCAGGAAGGACUUGACAUCUCUGGUCUCAGGCUUAUGUACAACUCUAAAGAUCUUCUAUCAAGUCCUCGUGUCCUUCGACCAAAGCAGUGUGGUAAUGAAUCAGGUAUGCCGGUAGUCGUUCUUGGUAUCAGAGGCAACCUGGCCCGUACCCGAUGGCUAGAUGCAGUGGGGCCCUCUGAUCCUCAACUUGCAAAAAGAACAGAUCCAUAUUCCUUGAUGGCCUUAUAUGGUGGGACCACUCGUGAUGACCUUACUAUUAUCUGUCCUCGGAAUCCAAGCCGUAUCAAUUAUGAACUCUCACUUUGGUUUGGUGCAAGAGGUACUAAUGAUCGCUUAGUUGAAGCUACAGACUCCGUACCAUCACGGCUGGAUAGGAGAGUAAGAUCAGAGAGUCCUAAACAGAAGAAAAGCCGCAAGGGAUCAAGGAAAGAUUCUUGGUCAAGCAGUAGCAAUGAAGACCUGGAAUCUACAGGGUUGUCAGCUAGUACCUUAGUAGCCAGCACCACUGGUGAUAUGGUUCUAUCGGUGUCUCCUCUGGUACCUCCUAUGUGUCUUGGUGUGAUCUUAUCAAGCUGUCAGGAGAGAGGUUAUCAAUUGAGAGGAAUCAAGAGAGUCAGACUCAACUCUAGAAGAGCUAAUUCACUAGGUUUACAGGGCAAACAAGUUUCUGUCUUUAGUCCAAUGUCGUGUUCUACUCCAACCUCACCCAAGAAUUGUGAAGAAGCAUUGAGAAAGCGUCUAGAAGCUGGUUUACCUGCCUCCACUAACCCUCCUCUUCCAUCAAUCUUGAUUCAUUUAAGAGCAGAGAAUACUAUGAGGAAUGCUGGUGGAUUAAUCUAUGCUCUUAUGAUCCAACUAUCUAGACAAGGUCUAUUGUCAUCCAUCCAAGGGAAUGCAGAAACCAACCUCAAAUCCAGCUUGUGUUUCCAUGUAACGCCUUUCUCUGACAACCUCCUCUCCAAUCUUGGUGGUGAUUUCAGUCGUAUUCCUGAGCAUGAUGUGUAUCAUGGAGUGUCUGUACCAUCUUCAUUCUACUCUAAUCCAGAGUUAGAGCAGAUUGUUGUUGUUACAUUUUCAGGAGCUAAGACAUUAAAACUCCUUGGUAACACACUUGGGAAGCUGCUUGGUGUCUAUCCAGUGACAUCAACCAACAACCUGAUGACACCUAGAGCCAAUCCUGGUGAAGGUUUAGAACUCCUUGGUAUCAAGUUCUUACCUUCCUUGACUGCUUUCCAAGCUAAAGAAUUAACACCGUUUGAGGUUGGUGACCGUAGCUGGCAACCAAGUGUCCAUACUCUGGUCUCUAACCCUGCUGUUAUCUGUGUCUUGCGUGGGAUUAAUGCUUUCCACCAUGUCCGAUCUGUACUCAAGAUCCCAACACAUCCAAAUGACUUCAGGCGUGGGGCCAAACUAGAGGUCUGCAUGGAGAGGUUGAUGUCAGCAUCUGCUGAGAUUGCUUUCCGUCAGGCAUCAAUGUUCUUCCGUGAUCAUGAACUUUUUGCUGAUCCCAGUAUGAGAGCUAACCUACCUUACCAGCCUCCAUUACGUAGCCCUAGCCUUGAGGAACUCUCUAAUGCAAGGUUUGCAUGGGCUGAAGAUCAUGGCAUGAGUUCAAAGAAGACAAAGUAUAAGGCCAAUGCAGGAGAGACAAAAGGAACAGUGCUGGUUGAAGAAUCAAUAUUCAAGACAAUGCUUGCAGGCCCAAGACCUAUCACGACAACACUUGUGAUCAAACCAGGAGCACUCAAAAACUUCUCCAAGAUCCUCAAACGAGUUUGUCAAGAAGAUUUCAUCAUUGUGGCCCUUCGUCUUCUUACCCUUAAUGAUCGGCAGGCCAUGGCUUUGGUACCAGAGAGGGAGGCAGAGAACUCAGUCAUCUGUAACAUGCAUCUGGACCACCUUACAUCUGGUCCAGUCCUAGUCCUGGUCCUACAGAGGGAGAAUGCUGUUAGGAAGCUAUUGAGUCUUCUUGGACCAAACAAUCCAAAAGAAGCAAAGAAGAAGAAUGAGUUCCUUUGGAGAGGCAUGUUUGGUGCUGACCCAAUCAACAAUGCACUUCACGGUUCCAUGACGUAUGUGAAGGCAGUUGAGGAGCAGAUUUUAUUCUUCCCUGAAGGAUUAUGUUGUAGACUAACAUCAGAUCUCAAGGCUGAUAAGAUUGCCUGUCCAGCUGUAGAUACUGUGUUAGGAACCAGUCAAGCCUCUAAGAGAAGUUUCAUGCUAAGGAUAGGAUCACCCAGAGACACCAGUCUAUCUUCAUCUGAGAGUUUAAUAUCACACAAUGGAGACACAAGCCCAAGGAGCAUAGGUGUUGGUACAAGUACUGCUGACCUUACCCUUCAUUCCCAUAGUGCAUUGUGUCAGACAAAUUGCAUCCUGUUGACCCCACCUCUUCAGCUUCUCAAUGUCAGUGGUCAUCGUAAGGGAUAUGUUGAUGUCAUUGAUUGUCUCCGUCAUCGUGGGUUCAUCAUCGUUGGUGCUAGGAUGCUAUGGUUUACCCAGGCUCAGGCUAAGGAGUAUGUCUCAAUAUACAGUGGGGCUUUCCCCAAUCUGGGUCAACUUCUCUGUCAUGGACCAAGCAUUGUUCUAGCAAUACAAAGAGAUAAUGCUGUUAGCUGUUUAGGUUCUCUUCUUGGAAACAUGCUGGAUAAAGAAUCUGUUAUCAACAAAUAUGGGAAGCACAUCAUGAGACCUAAGGAUACCAAAGAAGCAAUCAAGCAUCUUGAGUUCUUUUUUAAUGAGUUGAUACCAGGGAGUCAAGGAGAGAUUGUAUCAGACGAUGCCUCAUUAGGAUUUCUCUCAUCUUGAUAUUUGGGCUGAUUUGAUUACAUUAAUUGAUUGCAAUCACCUGUAUGAUCAAUCGCUAAUGUUUAUGUUAAGGGAUCCAGGGGUCUAGCAAAUUUAUCAUAAAUGGUAAUUAUAUAAAGCUAAUGAGAAGCUACUGGAAUCUAGCAAUUUGAUUGGUUUAUCAUAAAUACAGAUGUACUGUACAUGUACCUGUAAUGUAUAUUGAUAACAAGUUGAAUGAAAUGAAAUUUAACUCAGCUACUGUGUUGAGUUCACAUUAGAAGAAGAUGUGCAAAAAGACAAAAUGAAAUCACAUUCAAAAUCUUUGCAUUUGUCUUCACUUAAGAGACAUUAAAAAAAUCUAUUAAAUUAAAAUCUUGAUAGUUGCAGCUUAUGAAAGUAGUACUUUUUUUUCUUUUCAUUUGAGUGUUAAAGGUCAAGUCCACCUCAACAAUGAUUUGAAAUUAAAAAAAAAAAACAGGCAAACCUUGAAAGUUUUGUUGAAAUUGGGUGUUGAAUAAGAAAGUUAUGUUUUAAGGUUUUGCUUAAUUCCACACAACAGUGAUGCACAUCUUGGUCGGUAUGCAAGUGAGGGAACCGAUGAUGUUACCCAUCGACUAUAUUGGGGGAUAUUUGAUGAUAAAAAUAGUGAAAUUUCUUGUGUUUUUUGUUUCUCCAUGAACUCCUACUGUAAUUAAAGAGAGAUGUUUCCUUGUAAAAUAAGCAAAAUGUGAAGUAUUCUAUUUUUUUCAUGUAAGAAAAUGCAAUAGAAUUAGUGAAUUAAUGCCACCAUCAUCUUUUCCACUCUGCUGUUCAUGUAAAAUACCCCUGCCAAACGAAGCUUGAAUGGGGUAUAUAGGAAUCAGUGUACGGUCGGGCGGGUGGUCUGUCCGUUGCAAAUCUUGCACAUCGAACUACUUGCUCAGUUUUCUCAUGAGACUUGGAACACAUAUUGAUAUUGGGGUAUAGAUGUGCAAGACGUUCAGUGAUAGUUCCUGUUGUUUUGUGAUAAAAUACUAGUAACUGAAACUACAAAAUGCUAUUAAUUUUUCUACCCCUGCCAUACAAAGUUUGAAGGGGGUACAUGUAUAUAGGAAUCUGCCUACGGCGGUCGGUUAAUCUGUUGCAAAAACUUGCGUUGAAAUUACUUAGUUUUUGACCAAUUUUCAUGAAACUUGGAACACAUAUUGAUGUUGGGGUGAAGAUGUGCAAGAUGCACUUUUUGCAUGUGUCAGAAAUUGUGUUGUCAUGGUAACAGUAUAUUUUGGCAAAAAUAAGGUAAAAAUCUUGCAGUUCAAACCACUUUCUUAGUUUUUAACCCAUUCUCAUGAAAUUGGCUACACAUUGAUGUAAAGAUGUUUAAGAUAUAUAUUUUGUGUUUUUCAGAAAUCAUGUUGCUAUGGCAAUGUAACAUUAGGUAAAAAACUUGCAGUUUUAAUUGCUUUUUUUUAAUUACAAUUUUCAACCAAUUCUUCUGAAAUUUGGCUCACACAUUGGUAUUUGGGUAAAGAUGGGCAAGACACAUUGUUUCUAUGUGUCAACACAUUGUUUCUAUCUGUCGGAAACUGUUGUCAUGGUAACAACAUAGGGCGGGGGUAUUAAUCACUUUCAGUGAUAAAUCUAGUUAGUUUACCUCCAAAUUCCAUGAAAAUUUCAGAAUGAAGCUUGUUUGAUUUUCCUGUUUAUUCCAAAACACUUUUUUAUACGCCUGUCCUAGACGGGAUGUAUUAUGGUAUCAUGCUUGGUGUCUCUGUCAGUCCCUUAAAUUUUCCUUGUAAACGUGAUAACUUCAGUUUGACUUAACCUAGGCUCAUAUAAUUUGGUGUGUAUGAUACCAGCAUGGA